Gigantopelta aegis is the source of this 1177-nucleotide messenger RNA. Its product is annotated as carbonic anhydrase-like. Gene Ontology annotation, molecular function: carbonate dehydratase activity; zinc ion binding. NCBI's taxonomy places the organism in Eukaryota, Metazoa, Mollusca, Gastropoda, Neomphalida, Peltospiridae. Gene Ontology annotation, cellular component: plasma membrane. The record is from RefSeq and is a predicted model, not a curated record. The transcript is spliced from 8 exons. The coding region runs from base 106 to 1008 and encodes 300 amino acids.
GUGAAGACUGGUUGCACAGAAGAGGUAAAGAGAGUCUAAACUGAUGUAACAGUAACAAGCUGUUGUAAUCUUUGGAAGGACGUCUGCAUCUUGGAUGAGGAAACCAUGUUAACUACUACCUUGCUGCUUGGAGUAACACUGUGGUCGUGGCUAGUUCAAUCAGUGCAUGGCGGUGCAGGAAACAAAUGGACAUAUGUCGAUAACACAUUAGGACCGGAAAACUGGUAUACGGUUUUUCCGUUUUGUGGAGGUCAACAACAGUCUCCAAUCGAAGUUAUAUCUGAGCUGGUGGUACCAGGCCAUGAUCUGGUCGACUUCAACCUCAGUGAGCUAAAUAACACAAAAGGCGUGACGAUGAUUAUUGCGAAUGUUGGCGGACAUACAGUUCAAGUUGCCCUCGGUGGCAAACCUAUUUACAUUACUGGAGGAGGUUUAGGGGGACGAUUCAGGGUGGAACAGUUUCACUUUCACUGGGGGAACAAGAAUGAGCGAGGUUCAGAACACGCUAUUGAUGGACUUUUUUACCCUAUGGAGAUGCACAUCGUUCUAUAUAAUGACAUGCAUCCCAAUUUCACUUCGGCCGUGCACGAGACAAAGGGUCUUGCUGUACUUGCAUUCUUUUUCAAGGUUGGCCAAGUAAACAAAGGCAUGUUCAAAAUUCUGCGUCACUUUUCGAGCAUCAAGUUCAGUGGUGCAAAUAAGCCAAUUGUAGCGUUUCCUAUAGCAGCUUUGUUACCGAAGAAGAUCAAUUCCUGGUUCAGAUAUGACGGCAGUCUGACCACACCCCCUUGCUCGGAAUCGGUCAGGUGGACUUUAUUCAAAGAUGAAAUCAGCAUUUCACACUCGCAGAUGAAGGCAUUUCGGAAGCUCUUGAGAAACAUCCAAGGACAACAAAACAUGAUUCUAGUUGAUAACUACAGGCCACUGCAGGAACUAAACAAACGUAAAGUUUACACCAAUCUUAAAUUUCAAUCAGUUGGCAAUAAAAAUUCAAAUCAGCUCGAGUGAUACUCAACAAAGCUGGAUAGCUGCUGGUGGUAUCAUGUGAAUGUGUUUUAUACGGCACCACAGUCCGUUACCGCGAACAGUCUAUAUCAAUGACUUAACUGCAAUGCUUUGUGACAGCAGAGUUCACAAAAUUGAUGGUGAUUUUUGUUGCAUUAAAUUUUGUUUUGUC